Messenger RNA from Gopherus flavomarginatus (Mexican gopher tortoise), 4692 nucleotides. RefSeq names its product zinc finger protein 697 (gene ZNF697). The transcript is spliced from 2 exons. NCBI's taxonomy places the organism in Eukaryota, Metazoa, Chordata, Testudines, Testudinidae. Gene Ontology annotation, biological process: regulation of transcription by RNA polymerase II. Gene Ontology annotation, molecular function: DNA-binding transcription factor activity, RNA polymerase II-specific; RNA polymerase II cis-regulatory region sequence-specific DNA binding. The record is from RefSeq and is a predicted model, not a curated record. The coding region runs from base 259 to 1194 and encodes 311 amino acids.
GAAAUAUAAAAUCAGAAGACAGACUGAAAAUUAAAUAUGACAUACCCUACUUCAUUAGAGUGCCCCUGAGGGUUCAGUCGUACUUGGGAAUGCUUGAUGGGGGACACAUAACAAUUUUUAAGUUAGUCUCAUGAAUUUUUGUUCUUGUGCCCCUUUGGGGGUUGUUAAUAGGAAAUACUUGAUGGUGAUGUAACCAGGUGUGAUACUGACCCUUUUAAUGGCCAUGAGCAGGGUCCCUAAGCCUGCCAUCAUCUCUGGAUGGAACGAGAGGAAGAGCCGUGUGCUCCAGUUCUCCAGGACUCCAAGGAAAGGGAGAUCAUCUUUGGGGCCUCCACAGGAGACAGUGAGAGUGUGAAUGAGCAUGAGGAGAAGAACCCCCAGGAAGGUGGUCCUGAGAAUGUGGAACAGUGUGGGACGAUAUCAGAGGGGUUUGAAGAGAAUGUCUUCCAGAGCCCUGAUGAGGAGGAGGCCUAUGAGGGCCAGUACAUGUCAGAAACGCAUCAGGGAGACCUUCCUGGUAAGAUACUGGGUAACUCCAUUCAUCCAGAAAGAAAUUUGGAGGCUCUCCAAGGUAUCAUCAUCCACCAGAGAAUUCCUAUAGGGGAGAGACCCUAUGUAUAUACUGAAUGUGGGGAGGGCUUCAGUCAGAGCUUGAACCUUACACAGCAUGAGAUAACACAAACGGGAGAGAAACCUCAUAAAUGUACUGAAUGUAACAAAAGUUUCAGUUGGCGCUCAGACUUAAUUAAACACCAGAGAACCCACACAGGUGAGAAACCCUACAUAUGUAGUGAAUGUGGGGAAAACUUUAGUGUGAGCUCUCACCUUUUCACUCACAAAAGAACCCACACAGGAGAGAGACCCUUCCUCUGUAACGAAUGUGGGAAAAGCUUCAGCCGGAACUCUCACCUUAUUAACCACCAAAGAAUCCAUACCGGAGAGAAGCCCUUUGAAUGUGCUCAGUGUGGGAAGAGCUUCAGUGAUUUCUCAACACUUACCCAGCACCAGAGAACCCACACGGGUGAAAAACCCUACGUAUGUGUUGAAUGUGGGAAAAGCUUCAUCCAGAGCUCACACCUUGUCAGGCACCGGAGAAUCCACACAGGAGAGAAACCCUAUAAAUGUGCUGAGUGUGGGAAAAGCUUUCGUUACAAGAGUCACCUUGCCCAACACCAUAAACUCCACAUGGAGUAGAAAGCACAGCCAUGAGAGCCCCUGUCCUGCUCACAGAAACUGAUGCAUAAAUUAUUAUAUGAUGUGAUGACAUCGAGAAGAAACUGUAAAAGGAGGGGGCACAUUCUUAGUGCAAGUAGAUUGUUCUAGGAUGGAUGGGGGCAUUGAGUGUUGGGAAUGAGUUUGAUGUUGAUAGGAAUCAAUCAUUUGUGGAUCGGGGGGAACAAGAUGAGAGAGGCAGCUGGGGAAGUUGACCAUUUGGGAUUCAGAGGGCUGGGAGGUGGGAGGAAUUAGGGUGCAGAGGGAAUUUGGUGCUAAGGAACAUUGUUUGGAGUACAGCAAAAUAGAGGGACAAGAGGGGAAAUAUAUAUUUCAUUGUCUUAUUAAGAAGUCAAAAAUGAUAAAUUAGGCUCCAAGAUGUCAGAGCCAGUGUCCUGGGAAAUGCCUCACUUACUGAACUGAGGAAGACAAAGUGCCCUUUGUGCUCUCUGGCAUUGUCUCCAGCAAUGGUUUCCUCAUUUUAGAUUAUAUUUAUUUGUAGCUGCUAUUUUAGGAGCUCAGUUAAAUCUGGGCAAAAAUAUCCCAGUUUUCUGGUACAUGUUAUAAUAUCUAAUUUUCUGUUGCGUUGUGUCUCCCCCUCUGAAAUAAAACUUUUUUUAAAAAAAAUACCCUAUGUUCUCCCAUCUUAUCUCCUACUGUCCUGUUUCUAGGGUAGAAUGGCCCUGUAUAGCUUAGAGUCAACUUCACUGAAAAGGAACAAAGCAGUCUUGUUAGGGCCUGUCUAGACUAGAAUUAACUGGUGUUAGCAAACACGUUUGCUAAGCACACCUCAUCUUCCUAGUGUAGAUAGGGCCUUCAUGGUCACUGCUCAAAAAUGAUUUGUCUAGUACACAUUGAGAGCCGUGUCCAUCCCUGGAGUUAGCUGAGUGAACCAGGGCUGAAUGUAUCUUUUAGCUGCUCUGGAGUUUUACUGUCAGGAACCUCAUACUUCACUUUGCCUCUGACUUGUCCUGGUCACAGCUCCAUACCAUAUUGUGCAAAGAUUAUGCUUGCUCACUCUAAUGUUGGGAGGAGAGCCUUGUCCCCUGCCUGCAGACUGUGCUUGUGCCAUUUAUGUGCAGCCACGUUUCAAGUCAGUACCCUGCCUAUCAGUUUAUAGAGUAUUCAGCCACAAUAUUAUCAAACAUAAUAGCGCCUCCACAGGUCAGGUAAACUGCAAAAGGUUUGUUAAAAACUAAAGGCAGGUUUCUAAGACCCCUAAAAAAGAAUUGUAGGGAGGUAUGCAAAAUCAAACAGCAUGAAAAACAGCCCUUAUUUGGGCACAGAUUCUUGAUAGGAAGAUGUUCAUGGAUACUCAAAGUUCCCACAGCAACUACAAGGGGGAAGCACUCAGCCUUGUUCCCCCCAGCCAUGCACUUAGAUUCAUAGACUCUAGGACUGGAAGGGACCUCGAGAGGUCAUCGAGUCCAGUCCCCUGUCCUCAUGGCAGGACCAAAUACUGUCUAGACCAUCCCUGAUAGAAAUUUAUCUAACCUACUCUUAAAUAUCUCCAGAGAUGGAGAUUCCACAACCUCCCUAGGCAAUUUAUUCCAGUGUUUAACUACCCUGACAGGAACUUUUUCCUAAUGUCUAACCUAAACCUCCCUUGCUGCAGUUUAAGCCCAUUGCUUCUUGUUCUAUCAUUAGAGGCUAAGGUGAACAAGUUUUCUCCCUCCUCCUGAUAACACCCUUUUAGAUACCUGAAAACUGCUAUCAUGUCCCCUCUCAGUCUUCUCUUUUCCAGACUAAAUAAACCCAAUUCUUUCAGCCUUCCUUCAUAAGUCAUGUUCUCAAGACCUUUAAUCAUUCUUGUUGCUCUUCUCUAGACCCUCUCCAAUUUCUCCACAUCUUUCUUGAAAUGCGGUGCCCAGAACUGGACACAAUAUUCCAGUUGAGGCCUAACCAGCACAGAGUAGAGUGGCAGAAUGACUUCUCGUGUCUUGUUUACAACACACCUGUUAAUGCAUCCCAGAAUCACAUUUGCUUUUUUUGCAACAGUAUCACACUGUUGACUCAUAUUUAGCUUGUGGUCCACUAUGACCCCUAGAUCUCUUUCUGCCAUACUCCUUCCUAGACAGUCUCUUCCCAUUCUGUAUGUGUGAAACUGAUUGUUCCUUCCUAAGUGGAGCACUUUGCAUUUGUCUUUAUUGAACUUCAUCCGGUUUACCUCAGACCAUUUCUCCAAUUUGUCCAGAUCAUUUUGAAUUUUGACCCUGUCCUCCAAAGCAGUUGCAAUCCCUCCCAGUUUGGUAUCGUCUGCAAACUUAAUAAGUGUACUUUCUAUGCCAACAUCUAAGUCGUUGAUGAAAUUAUUGAACAGAGCCAGUCCCAAAACAGACCCCUGCGGAACCCCACUUGUUAUAACUUUCCAGCAGGAUUGGGAGCCAUUAAUAACUACUCUCUGAGUACGGUUAUCCAGCCAGUUAUGCACCCACCUUGUACCCACUUGCAUAAUUAUUUGCACCUAUGCAAAAUAAAUGUGAUCCACUGCCACUGGUGUGAGUGAAUGGAGAAUUCUGAUUUGGUAGCAUUUAGUCUUUGAACUCACUUUGAGCAAGUGUAAGUAACACAAAGAGUAGGAUAGUGGAGAAUCAGACCCUCAUUGCUUCCUAUGUCAACCAAAAUAACAGCACAUUGUUCUGGGGCUAAGCAGCAGCUGCAGAUUGCUCCAGCCCUGCCUGUGCUGCAGAACCUGCUGUGUUAGGAGACUGAUUUUAAAACAUGUUUAGCUGUCUCUCUCAUGCUGGAAUUAUGUGGACAGGGCAUCACUUGGUUUCUAAAAUGAUUUCACAAAAUUAAACCCACACCACAAAAAAAAAUUUAGAGGCCGCUUCCCAAUCAGUUUGUGUGAUAGACAAGACCUCUGUGUCUGACACUUUCAUUUUGCCAAACCUCUAAUUCCUUUGCCUGCUGUUAGCAGUUUAUUUUACAGAACUGAUACAACCAAAACCAGAAACAUUUGUCUUUUUGGGGACACUAAUUAUUUAAAGUGCCUUUAAUUUGGAGCCUGAUCAAUGGAGCAUAUGUCUCUCAUUGAAGACACAUUAUAGAUAUUGAGCACCUAUCAGGAUUGGGCUAUUUGAGCCCUGCCUAGAGAAGGAUAAAAUGUGUAUUUUUAAAACAUGUUAGUGAAAACAUUUUAAAAUACCUUUUGUAAAUCACUAGAAUAGACAUGGUAAGUUGCAUUUUGGCAUCUUUUAGCUGGUUGAGGUGAACCUAGGCGGGACCUGACGAUUCCAGAUUUUAGUUGCACAUCUGUUCCUUAAUGUAUUUGUAAUUCUCUUUUCCUGAGAUGUGAGAUAUGAUGGCUUUAACCCAACAUUGGUUUUAUACAGUGAUUAUUAAUGUACAAUACAGCCUAUGGGAGACAUUUUCUGUCUCCUUCAGGAUGAGAAAGCUAUGGGCUAAUAAAUCAUUUUAUAAACAGUUUGAGUGGGUCUGUAGCCCUUGUAUUCCUGCUGGUCCAAUGUGCAAGGGAAA